AUGCCUGUUCGCUUCUGCACCUUAUUCGUUUCGCUCGAACGGCAGUGCUCAUUGCCUCUACACUCGCGAAACUUUUCAACCCUGUCAGUACCGGCAAUGACGACUGCUUCGACCUCAACCAACGACCACGCCGCGACGGCCCCGCAAUUGCCCCCGAUGCAACUCUCCGGCGCCCUAGACACGACGGCGUGUACCACUUACGAUGGCGCUUUGUUCCGAUGUCGUGUCUGUCACGACACCAACAAGUCAAGAUGAGUCUGAACUAUGGUGUGGGUCUCAACGCGCGGUAGGAGGCGGGUCUGGUCUUCGACGGUUGCCUGCCGCGCAUGCAUAUUGGCAGGACGCGCGCUGUUCCUAUGUGCUCCUUAUCAAUGGUCGCCUCGAUGACGGCCUCGACCAUCGUCCGAGGCGCACAGUUGCCUUCGGAGAUGUUUGACCGCCACUCGGAGUCCGUUGCAAUGCGGACCUGUGACUCGAACUGGUACAUCAUGCGGAAAUACGACUUGAUGGUUCGUUCUUUGUGGUGGUCGGGAUUCAAGGUCUCGAAGAUAAAGGUUUUCGGACCCUUCGACCAUCAUCGUGGGCCCGGGCGAUGGAGCGCCCGGUGGACGAUCUCAUCCAGGCGCGUGGCCGCAUUCAAGCCAUGGAGGCCGCAACGCUGGGGGACGAGGAUUGGAAGCCGAUUCUUCCUCUCCUCAAACCUGUAGUGGUGCGCCUGCAGCGGUAG
Molecule: messenger RNA, 727 nt
Organism: Microbotryum saponariae
Lineage: Eukaryota; Fungi; Basidiomycota; Microbotryomycetes; Microbotryales; Microbotryaceae
Source: the annotation of a GenBank genome assembly